Molecule: messenger RNA, 3101 nt
Organism: Salvia miltiorrhiza (redroot sage)
Lineage: Eukaryota; Viridiplantae; Streptophyta; Magnoliopsida; Lamiales; Lamiaceae
Exons: 7
Coding region: 403-2808 (801 amino acids)
Molecular function (GO): chromatin binding
Source: RefSeq, a predicted model, not a curated record
GAAAAAGGGGAAUAAAAAAAGAAAAAGAAAAUCCGAAAUCGGUGUGUCUCUCUCUCCUGGCGCUCUCUCUCUCUGCCCUGCUCAAGUUUUUUUGCUGGCCACGCCCCCCAAGCCCCCCUACUCUCACUUACAUACGAUUUGAUUUACUCACCACUCAAAGCUCCUCUGCCUCUACAAUUACCCGCCAAAAGGUUUAUUUUUAAGUUUUUAACGAUUCCUAAUUUCAUCUUUCCCCCCUCUUUGCUUUUCUUUUUCCCUCUCUCCCAUCCCCUAGGGUUUGUUUUCUUUCUCCUCUUAUCAUGGCUGCUGCGCCUCUCUCUCUUGUCUGCAGGUUUGACCGGAUUCUUGCCUCCAUUAUACGCGCCUUUCGAUGUGACUGCUCUUUCUGCCUUCUGUUUUCGGAUGGAAUUAGCGGUUGACACUCCCGAGGCGAGAUCGGAACCUGUCGGUGACAAGAGGGCGGCGGACGAGCUGGAUGUCUUCAAGGAUGCCUCGCCGCCGCCGCCGAAGAGGACCAGAGGAUUGAGCGACCGACGCUUGGUUGGGGAUGUUCGGAAGGUAGCUGAGAUGGUGUUGGUGUUGGCCGCCAUGGGGAAAAUGCGCGGAGGGAAGGGCCCCAGUGAUGUUGAGAAGGAACUCAUGGCGGAGGCGCGGAACAAGUUGGCCCAGGUUUGCGAGGGUUUUGCCCCCAAGGACGUCUUCCCAGGGGAUUCUUUUGGGGUUGUCAUUGAGGAUUUGGGGCUUAAUAGAUUGAAAGAGCAGAGGCUAGGGUUUCGGCCUCCUAAAAUGUCCAUAGCUGAGAAGCUACUCGUUUCCAAAAGAAAGAUGGAAAAAGCAGAAAAUUUCUCACUACCAUCUACUCCUCAUUCAUCGCGUCUGCAUCCAAGCUCUGGAUCAGCUGCUGAAAGUCGAAACACGGCACAUCCAAUCCGAAUGCCUCAGUCAGACAAAUCAAGUCACAUGCCUAUAUCUUCUGGAAGUUUCCUUCCCCCUUCAUCUUUAGUCCAUACUACAGCAGUAAAUUCUGCACCAUUACCAUAUCAGCUUCCUACUAGUGAGAUAAGACCAGUAGUUUCUAGCGGAUUGCUGCCUAGCCAUUUGAAUUCAGCAGCAUUACCAAGAGUUGACCGGUCACACAUCAGAUCAGAUGCAAGACCAAAUGGUUCUGCACACCCUCAGCAAAUUCAAGCUAAUUACUCUGCUAACUCAAAUGCGAGGACUCCAACAUGGUCAUUGCAACCCCAGCCUGCAUUUUCUUCCAAACCGGCAGCAGAUAAUAAGGUGCCUGUGAAUAUGUCCCUUAAGGUUGAGGGAGGGGCUGGCGUAGCAGCUGGACUAGCCCCUCAAACAACAGCUAGGGCAGUUGCUUCUCAGACAUUAGGACCACUAUCACAAAGCACUAGCCAUGGACCUCCAUUGGGAAAUUCACAUUCUGAGGUUGGUAAGAUUGUUCAGAAAUUAUUGCAACCACGUGUUUCUGAGCGACCCACUUGGAUUCCUCCUUCUAGGGAUUAUAUGAAUAAGGCUUUGACUUGUCAAAUUUGCAUGUCAACGGUAACAGAGAUAGAUAGCAUACUCAUUUGUGAUGCUUGUGAAAAAGGGUAUCACUUAAAGUGCCUCCAAACUACUAAUCAAAAGGGAGUUCCAAGAGGGGAGUGGCAUUGUGGAAAAUGUUUGUCUUUAAGCAAUGGCAAACCUUUGCCUCCUAAAUAUGGCCGCGUCAUGAGAAAUGUGAAUACACCAAAAUUGUCGUCGAAUUCGGCAGCUAUUACAUCUACCUCAAGUAAAUUGCACGGUGGUGCAGAAGAGAAAGUAAGCCAGACGAAAGCAAUGUUCAAUGGGAAUACUACUGUGGAAAACUGUUCAAGUGGCGUUGUAGGUAAUAACUAUAGCCACCAGACAUCUGGGUCUGAGAGAAAAGAAAGUAAAAUAAUGCAGGAGAAUGAUAAUGCCGCCAUUGGUGCUAAGAUGGAUGACCUAGUAUCUUCUGGGAAUUGCCCAAACAAUUUGUUGAAAACCUCCUGUUCUGCUGAUGUUUCAUCUGCAAACUCAGAUGACGUGAAAGCUGCUGACCUGAAGGUAAAUUCUUCUACUGAACCAGCGAUAGCUCUUAACACAUCUGAUAAGUCAGAGGCAAUUCCCAAGGCUGUAGAAGCAAGUCCGCAGGAGCAAUCUCUGGAAAAUCAGUUCCUGGCGAGGGAUUCAAAAGAAUCUCAUGAUGAUGAAUCUUCAAACAACACAGAUCACCUGAAUGAUCAAAACAUCGUGCAUGGUAAUCUUCCAGAAAUUGUUGCAAAUUCUGGGGCAACGAACCAGGAUAACUCUUCAUCACUCAGCUUGCAUGCUGUCAACUGGAUUGGUGACCCUGUCCAGAUUUUGGAUGAAAAAGUUUAUUAUCCAUCUUGCUGCAUCAGUGGACAUCUAUAUAAACUGAUGGAUCAUGUUCUUAUUCACUAUGACAAUGACAAACUUAUACCUUCGAAGCUACAGGCUAUGUGGGAGGAUAAAAAUACUGCAACAAAGUGGGUAGUGGUGAAUCAAUGUUACUUUCCUGGUGAUUUGCCUGAGUCUGUUGGCCGUCCAUGUGGCCUUGAAAGCAGUGAGGUAUAUGAGUCAACAUGUAGUAGAUCGGUGAUGGCCGGCUUAAUAGAAGGCCCUUGUGAAGUCCUCCCUCCAAGAAGAUUUGCUGAAGAAAGUGAUCGGAGAAUUCGUUCUGGGCGACAGAUUAGUGAUCAUUUGCCUCCGGUUUAUCUGUGCAAAUGGAUUUAUGAUGAAGCAAAAGGACUAUUCCGGGAUGUUUCCUGUUAAAGAAUGUUGUGCUCAUAUUAGAUCAACAAAAGGAUGCAAUUCGGUGUAAGAUGGAGCAGUUGUUUGUGGCCCUUCACUGUCACGCUCAAGCAGGAUAUGCUGAAAUCCAGUUUUGUGUACAAUACGUAGCCCGUGUAGCCUGUAGACUGUAUCAUUCUGUGGUUAGGUGCAACUUUGGCUCAGCCCUUUUAGCGUUCAUUCUCAAAAAUAGAUGAUUGUUUGAUGUAAAUGUGAUUAAUACUUGUCAGUUCCUAAUUAUUAAUUUUUUUAAAAUACAAAUUGAUUCUGCAGUA